Lodderomyces beijingensis is the source of this 2238-nucleotide messenger RNA. Lineage: Eukaryota; Fungi; Ascomycota; Pichiomycetes; Serinales; Debaryomycetaceae. The record is from the annotation of a GenBank genome assembly.
AUGGGCUUUAAGGACUUGAGAAAUGCGUUUGAACGUAUGAACAUUCACCACCAUAAGGAACAGAGUGCGCUGGGUGCACUGAAUACACCGUUCCAACAACCGUUUCAACGGCCCCUCGACAACGCCGAUAGGGUUUCAGGGAUUUCUGACCCCGAAAAUAUAUUUGCGACCCCAAUUGCCACGGGAAAGCCACCAGAGAUCUUUAAGCGGGCAAAGCAUAGCGAAGUUCCCCAGGGAUGCACAUUGGACGAACCGAUUCAGACAAACAACUUUUACAAUAACCUCACUUUGGGCGACCAGUGCUGUCCAGUGUGGACUUUGCCCUACUCCCUCUGGUUAACAAAGGACCCCGAGCAAAAUCAUGGAUUAGCAUUUAAUCACACAGAGGCAGCGCAGCGUGUCUUUGGCCCGGAGCCCAAUGCAAACCCGGCACAAUUCUACUUUAAUCCACCCAGAAUAAAAUCAUUUGUUCUAUCAAGCGACGAUUUCCGUCAUGAUGAUGACAUCAGAUUGACUCUCCAUGAACAUAAAAAGAUGUCAGUCACGGCAAGAUUAGAGAAUAGCAAAGGUUGCAUUGUGGUGCCCUUGGUGAUGGGGAUGGGAUUUAUCACCGCAAUGUAUGACAGAAUUUGUCCCUUGAUAGCUUCACAGGUUGGAUACCAAGAGUUUAAAAAAAUCGAUUGUGUUGACGCUCUUCAAAAGUACCUGGUAAAAUUGUUUAACCAGGUGGUAUGGACCAUCUACAGUGACAUAGAGUUGAAGUUGCGUGAUCCCAACCAUAUCGUUGGUGCCAGUCCGGGAACCAUCCAGAUUGCGCGAGGUGACUCGCUGCAUUAUGAUGAUACCGCGGGUUGUUACCCAGUGAGUAUCGACUUGACGGGCAAAGUCGAGGGACAAGUUGGCGAAUAUAGAUUUGUUUACAAUACAGUGGGUAGAUCGAGAUCGGGUGACACGUUGGUAUGGACUUUGCCUCACCAACUGGAAAUUAUUGCCUGCUCUUCAGGACUGCGUCUUGAUCUAGUCCUCGACUCGCCAACAAAGGGGCCCAUGACUGCAUUCAAAACCAAGGAGCUCGUGAUGCGAGAAGAGGAGUUGCCGGUUGACAUUCAGUGGGACCCUUGGAAUAGCUGUUCUAACAGCAACAACAACAACCCAACAGGAUGGUCCGAUCAAGCCAAAUACGCUUUGAUCCGGCAAGCAGCUGCUGAGGAAAUUCAACAGGAUGUCAUAGGUAUGGCCAACAUCGACUCCAUGUACACCUCGGGAAAGAUACUAGACAAGUUUGCCUAUAUUGCAUAUGUGUGUCAUUUCGUUCUCCAUGACGAGCAAUUGACAAGCAAUAUCCUCUCCAGAGUCAAACAGGCCAUCGAGAUAUUUGCCAAAAACCAACAGAAAUUCCCGUUGGUCUACGACACCACAUGGAAAGGUUUGAUAAGCUCGGCUGAGCCCGGUGCCGAUUUCGGUAACUCCAACUAUAACGACCACCACUUCCACUAUGGCUAUCACAUUCACGCCAUUGCACUAGUUGCCAAAAUCGACAAGAAUUGGCUUUUCGAAAACGGCAACUUAGUCUACAACUAUGCAAUCGCCCUCUUGCGGGACGUCGCUAGCCCGCAAGCUGACCAAUAUUUUCCACAAUCGCGCUCCUUUUGUUGGUUCCACGGCCACUCUUUUGCCCACGGGAUAUUUGCUCUGGGUGAUGGCAAAGACGAAGAAUCUUCUAGUGAAGACUAUCAUUUUGCAUACGCGAUGAAGUUGUUUGCCCUUGUCGUGGGCGACUCGGCGAUGGAGAAACGCGCCAACUUGAUGCUCGCGAUAAUGAAACGGGCGAUGAACAUGUACAUGCUCUAUUCCAACGACAACAAGAUCCAGCCUAAGCAAUUCAUCCCGAACAAAGUAGCGGGUAUCUCUUUCGAGAACAAGAUUGACUAUUCGACGUAUUUUGGACGCGGAACUAUUGGCGACGAGUGGAUCCAUGGUAUCCACAUGUUGCCAAUUACGCCCGUAUCGAGCUAUAUAAGAGGUCCCACGUUUGUCAAAGAGGAAUGGGACGAGAAAUUGGCUCCGAUUAUCGAUAGAAUCCCCGAUGGGUGGAAGGGUAUAUUGAUGUUGAACAAGGCAUUGUUUGACCCCAAAAGCUCGUAUGAAUGGUUCGCCAGCGAAAGUUUUAAUCCGGCACAAAUGGACAAUGGAAUGUCUAGGACAUGGUCAUUGGCCUACACUUCUGCUUUCUUGUAG